Molecule: messenger RNA, 1674 nt
Organism: Strongylocentrotus purpuratus (purple sea urchin)
Lineage: Eukaryota; Metazoa; Echinodermata; Echinoidea; Camarodonta; Strongylocentrotidae
Gene: hlf
Product: hepatic leukemia factor
Biological process (GO): regulation of transcription by RNA polymerase II
Cellular component (GO): nucleus
Molecular function (GO): DNA-binding transcription factor activity, RNA polymerase II-specific; RNA polymerase II cis-regulatory region sequence-specific DNA binding
Source: RefSeq, marked provisional
CACAAUCGUACUUAUAAUACUUGACUGAUCGACACGACUCUAGCAACACUUUUUUUCCUCAGGUGACCCGUUGAAGACGACCGGAUUCUCUACUUUUAAUUUGUUAUCACUAAGCCAUUCGGAUAUCAUGGAUUUUAUGGAAGGCAUGGAGGAGCGUCUCAGCGAUAUUCGAGGAAUUACGCUGAAAUCUUUGUUGGAAAACCCAAGUUUUUUACAGCCUCCGACAGGCAAUAACAACGAAGACAAUGCAAAGAAAGACAAAGAGGCUGGACUCUUUGGUUUGGAUAUUGGGUCAGAGGAUGUGGCCUCUGCCUUCCUUGGCCCCACCCUGUGGGAGAAGACGCCCUACGAUGACCUCAAGCUUGAGUACAUGGACCUGGAUGAAUUCCUCUCAGAGAAUGGAAUCGCAGUCUCAGAUGGAAAGACCAGCAGCCAGGAACCCCAGGAGAAGGUUGUCUCUGAAGGAGCGUCUCCUGUUUCUAGGGGAGCAUCCCCUGUUUCUGAGACAUCCACCGAUAAGGAGAAUCGUUAUCUCAUGAGCACCCAAUCACCUACCCCAAGUCCUCCACCACCAAUGAGCCCAGACUCAAUCAGCGAAGAAUUGGUUUACUCACCAACCAAUACCAUGAGUCCAGUUCGAGAGCCAAGUCCAGUGCACGUCAACGUCCCUUUUGAGCUCAGCGAAACGGACGUGGCCCUCGCUACGGCACCAGGCCAGGACACCUUUGACCCCACAGAGUGCACCUUUACCGCGGAGGAGCUCAAGCCGCAGCCUAUGAUCAAGAAGUCACGAAAGAUCUACGUGCCCGAUGAGCAGAAGGACGACAAGUACUGGGAGAGACGCAGGAAGAACAAUAUUGCCGCUAAGCGAUCGCGAGAGGCAAGGCGCGUCAAAGAAAACCAAAUUGUUAUCCGGGCAUCCUACUUGGGAAAAGAGAAUAGCGCUCUCAGGGAUGAUGUCUUAGAAUUGAAGAAGGAAAACUCAACGCUCAAGAAGAUUAUUGCCAGCUAUGAAAAGCGUCUCAAAACCGCGAAGAUGGACUAGCCCCUGAUUUCAUCCCAAUAUAAUAUAGUUACAUGGUUAAUGUAAUGUUUUUAAAGACACAUGUCCCCUUUCUCUGUAAUUGUACAUUUUACUUAUAAAUGUCUGGUGACUCAGGUACGACAUUAACAUCCUUCUGCAGAUUUUAGCUGGCAGUCAAGGUGUCCACUCAUUUCUGAUGGAUCAUAUUUCUAAGUACCAUUUUUCUUGAAAAAGAGAAAUAUUGCGUUCAUUUCUGACUCUUGUCAAGAGCUGAUUUACAAAGUCCUUCAUUACUCUUGAUAGUAAUCUACCUAUCUGAUUAUCUAAUUCAAGUGGAUACGUUUUGAAGUUGGAAAUAAUAGAUAUGGCCUCAUUGAGAUACCUGUAGUGAAAGAUAUAUUUGUAUAUGACAAUGUACAAAUUGCACUUGCUAUUUGUGAACAUGUCAACAUGUGAUACACCUAUUGCCCAUUGAUGCAAUGAUAAAUUUAAAAAAAACAAGAAAAAAACAACAUCACUCUCUUUCAGUGUCAAAUUUGGCCAAUACAACUUCACCAUUUCCCCUUAACUAAAGUUACGACAAGAAAUUUGAACAUGGUUAUUCAAUAAAUAACUGUUCACAGUACAUGUAGUUUUUUUUCUCUCCCUCA